Tympanuchus pallidicinctus (lesser prairie-chicken) is the source of this 2289-nucleotide messenger RNA. It is a transcript of the gene EMX1, whose product is annotated as empty spiracles homeobox 1. Gene Ontology annotation, biological process: brain development; central nervous system development; neuron differentiation. NCBI's taxonomy places the organism in Eukaryota, Metazoa, Chordata, Aves, Galliformes, Phasianidae. The transcript has 4 exons. Gene Ontology annotation, molecular function: DNA-binding transcription factor activity, RNA polymerase II-specific; DNA binding. Bases 1030 to 1740 code for a protein of 236 amino acids. The record is from RefSeq and is a predicted model, not a curated record.
CCUCUGCUCCACAUCCCGCUCCGCACCCCGCAUCCCUCUCCUCACAUCCCCUCUCCUUUAUUUCCAACCCACGGAAAUCCCCACUGAAAAUCCAGAUCAAUUUUUCCUUCCCCCUCUUCCACCUCCAUGGAGGGAAAAUAAUCAAAUUAAAUAAAGGAAAAGAAUAAUUGAAAAGAAAACUAAACGAGAAAAGCGCUCCAUCGGACGCGCUCGCUCCGUUUUCAGCCUUUGGUUUCCGCGCAGUUCCGUGCGCUUUCCUCCUCCCGCUGCCGCCGCGCUGUGUCUGUGUGGGAGAUGCGCGGGAGAUGCGCGGAAGAUGCGCGCAGGGCGAGGGGCGGCCGCGCUGUGCUUGGAGGAGGGGUGGGAGGAGAUGAGGGGGACGGACGGACGGACGGACUGACGGCCCCGCGGUGCCGCGCGGAGCAUUUCGGCGCAGCGGAGUGGAAAAUAGACUUUCAACCCUCUUUGUGCGGGAGGGGAGGGCUGCCCCCUCCUCCGCGCCUCAACAAAACUCCGCCGCGUCCCGGCGGGCGAAGCAGAGCCAAACUGCGGAGUGAACUCGGGACGGACCAAAGUGCGGAGAGGCUGCGCGCCCGCGCAUCAAUUUCCUCAGCGCGGCUCCGGAAGAGAAAACAGCGACUUUGGGAUUUUUCGUCGAUAUUUUGAUAUCAUUUUAUUAUUAUUCCCAGCGCAGAGAGGAGCGGGGCCGGGCCGGGAUUUAAGCGGGGCUCCGCGCUGCGCGGACAUUGCGCGGGGGCUGCGCGGGUAACGGGAGCUCUCCGACCUUUCUAUCGCGGAGCGGCGGAGCCGCGGGGCCGUACUGCCGUCCCGAUUUUCAGCACGAAAGAAGCGAUGUAGCGAUUUCCUACGAAACGAGCGCAGCCCGCAGCCCCGCUCCCACAACUUCUCGCCUCGCCGCCGGCUCCAGUCCAGUUUUUCGGGCGCUCUCCUCAUUCCCAGCGCCGGCCCCAGCCCCGGCUCUCCUCACCCGCAGGAACAGCCCCGCCGCGGCCCCCCCGAGCUCAAACCAUGUUCCAGCCGUCCGCCAAGCGCUGCUUCACCAUCGAGUCCCUGGUGGCCAAGGACACCCCGCUGAGCCCCGAGGAACCCCUGCGGCCCUCGGCCCUCAAUUAUCCCCCCCCCGCCUCUUCCGACGCUUUCCCCGGCGGUUUCCAAGGGGCCGCCGCCGCCGGUCGGGCUCUGUACGGCGGCACCGAGCUCGUUUUCCCCGAAGCCGUGGGGCAUCCGGCUCUACCCGUCGCUCCGCAUCAGCUCGGAGCAUCGCCUCUCCCGCACCCUCACUCCUUCUUCGGACCGCAGCAUCGCGACCCGCUCAACUUCUACCCCUGGGUGCUGCGCAACCGCUUCUUCGGGCACCGCUUCCAAGGGAGCGAAGUGUCCCAGGAGAGCCUCCUCCUGCACGGCCCUUUCGCCCGCAAACCCAAACGCAUCCGCACCGCCUUCUCCCCAUCCCAGCUGCUGAGGUUGGAAAGGGCCUUCGAGAAGAACCAUUACGUGGUGGGCGCCGAACGCAAGCAGCUGGCCAGCAGCCUCAGCCUCUCCGAGACCCAGGUGAAAGUGUGGUUCCAGAACCGGCGGACGAAAUACAAACGGCAAAAGCUGGAGGAGGAAGGGCCGGAUUCGGAGCAGAAGAAGAAAGGUUCCCAUCACAUCAACCGAUGGCGCCUCGCCACCAAGCAGUCGAGCGGAGAAGACAUCGACGUCACCUCCAACGACUAAGGCAGGGACAGGCUCGUGGUGCAGCCGCCAUGCAGAGGAACCCGGGGGACGACGCGGGGACGCGCGCGGCAUCACCCAACGAACUCUAAGGGACGUCACCUCCGCCGCCGCCACCCCACCGGCACCCAUCCGUCCCCCCCCCGGCCGCCCGGAGCCCGGUGCCCGGCGCAGCCCUCGGGGCGCGUUUUGGGGCUCUCCUGCUGAGCCCGGGAGGAAGAGGAGGCUGCCGGGACCCCUGGACACGACCGUGCAGCCUCCUCCGCGUGGGGACCGCCCGUCAGCCGUGAGAUCGCAUCCAACGUCCUACCUUCGAGCUCAAUGUUUCCAACCCUUUUAUUUUCCUUUCCGCCCUCCCCCCCUUUUUUCCCCCCCCUCUCUCCUCCUCUUUUCUCUGUCUCUCUUUUUUUUUUUUGUUGUCGUUUUGUUUUAAUUUAUUCUCUUUUUUUUUUUUUUUUUGUGCCCGUGUGUGCGUGCGUUCCCCGUCCCGUAGGUAGUCCGCAUCUGUAGCGUGUGUUACUGCGUGGUAAUAAAAAGCAAGAUGUGCUCUGA